Colletotrichum gloeosporioides is the source of this 861-nucleotide messenger RNA. RefSeq lists its product as uncharacterized. The transcript has a single exon. Bases 1 to 861 code for a protein of 286 amino acids. Lineage: Eukaryota; Fungi; Ascomycota; Sordariomycetes; Glomerellales; Glomerellaceae. The record is from RefSeq and is a predicted model, not a curated record.
AUGCUCACCCAUCUCCACUAUGGAAUACGCGCGCUAACCUACCUUACCUCCCUCCCCUCCCGCCCCCUUGAGCGCUGGUUCUACCGCUCCGACAUUUCCGCCGCAUAUCACCUCAUCUCCACCGCCUCCAUCUACAUCACCCUCUGGCUCAACGCCUACAUCCUCAUCCGCGCCACCGGCCUGCGCGCGCACCUCCGCAAGCUCCGCCAGCACGAGAGCUGCGAGCGCAUCGGCCGCAUCAACCGCCUCCUCCUCGACGCCUACCUCGGCGGGUUCUUCCUGCUGCCCAACCUCUGCGGCCCCAUCUACGUGUGCUGGUGGCUGAAUCCGCACAACCGGCAGCUCGACGAGCUCGCGCACUUGUACGGCUUCUGGAUCGGUGUGUGGCAUGUUCCGCUGCUUCUUAGUUUGAGCCUGAAGUUGGUUUUGCCCGGCGUUUUUGGUUUGCUUGUCUGGGUUGUUGGGAAGGUCUCCGAGGGCGUGUGGUGGGCUGCUGACAUUCUCCAGGAAGGCCCGGCUGCGUUGAUACAGGGGUUCUUGAGGCGGUUGAGGACGUUCCUACUCGCCGCGCCGGUAACGAUAUGCGACGGGAUCGACCGCAAGGUCCUACGGUCGGAGAGUAAGUAUUUGGUGUUUGCGGUGUGGCUGGCCAUGGCAGGGUACUGCGUCAUCCUUUACGCCAUCUUUGUCGAAACGUAUCGGGCGUAUUUGCAGAGAGCCGUGGCGCGCGUGCUUUCGAGCUUGCUUAUGGACAUCGGGGACCAGAUCUUUGCCGUUGGCUAUUGGCUGGAACGAAUGGUGGUCGAGAAGGGGUUAUAUGGGGGGACGAAGAGAUGGCAGACCGUCAGCUGGAUUGAGUGA